AUGGAGAUAAACCAGGUAGCUCUCAGGGAAGUUCUGGAGUCAGAAGAAAGUAACGUCAGGCAAUCAACCCACGGCAGUACCGGAAGCAGACGUUCCAAGACCGGCUCCAGGAGGAUGAAUCAAAUACAGGAAUCUGUAUUCCGACAGGAGGUUACAACACAAAGGAGCCAGGAUACUCUCAAUAACAUGACAGCCAUGAAGCAAUGGCAAGUUAACAGGCAGUUCAAGAAGGACCGUGAGGCUGCCAUGGCCAAAAUUCCAAAUCCGGAUGCUGUAAUCCAGCAGCUAGACCUUCCUUAUGGCCCUCCACCAGGAUUAGCAUGGCCAUACCAGGAGAACCCUCUCAUUACACAGAUAGCUGGAAUACCAGGGCAUGGAGAGAUCCAAGUUGGACAGAGGGGAGGAGCCCUUCCCAUCCAAGAACGUGAGGCCCCAAUCCGGCCAGAAGGCCCUGCGCCGGUUCAGGCUUUUCAAAAUCAGCCAGAACCUCCGCCUAUUCCACAACCUGUGGCCCCACGUGAUCAACCUUUGGCACUUUUGCCUGAGCCACCAGCAAUGUUGCCCUACAGACCCAGAAGGAUGGAUCCCAAUCCAUUCCCUCCACUUGCAAGAGGCAGAAGAGGCAGAGGGGGGGAAUAA
Prunus armeniaca (apricot) is the source of this 639-nucleotide messenger RNA. The record is from the annotation of a GenBank genome assembly. Lineage: Eukaryota; Viridiplantae; Streptophyta; Magnoliopsida; Rosales; Rosaceae.